Molecule: messenger RNA, 2499 nt
Organism: Cheilinus undulatus (humphead wrasse)
Lineage: Eukaryota; Metazoa; Chordata; Actinopteri; Labriformes; Labridae
Gene: rsph10b
Product: radial spoke head 10 homolog B
Exons: 17
Coding region: 17-2050 (677 amino acids)
Source: RefSeq, a predicted model, not a curated record
GACGAAUUCAGCAGAUAUGGAUAACAAUCACGAACCUCCUUCACUUAUUUGCUUAACUGUACAGAGAUAUGAAGGGGAAAUGUGUGAAGACCAGUUUCAAGGAGAAGGGCUCCUUUGUUUUGAAGGAGGCCAUGUGUACAAGGGGAUGUUUUCAAAAGGACUCAUGGAGGGACGUGGCGUCUUCACAUGUGCCAGUGGACUGAAAUAUGAGGGAGAAUUCAUCUCUAACCAGCCCCUGGGCAAGGGUACCUACACCUGGCCUGAUGGCAGCUUCUAUAAAGGCGAGGUUUUUUAUGGUUUACGACACGGGACUGGAACCUACACAUGUGCAAAAACUGGUGUGUCAUACACUGGGCAGUGGGAUCAAGGCAAGAGGCAUGGAAAGGGCGAAGUGUAUUACAACCAGGAUAAGACCUCCUGGUACAAAGGAGACUGGGUGAAGAACAACAGAGAGGGAUGUGGAGUUAGACACUACCCAUCUGGUAACAUUUACUCUGGUGAGUGGAAGAACAACCUGAGACAUGGAGAGGGCACGAUGAAGUGGUUGAAAGAGGGAGAGGAAUAUGUCGGGAUGUGGAAGAACGGGGUCCAACAUGGACAGGGCACGCUCACCUGGAUCCUGAGGCGCACAGACGGAUCCCAGUACAUCCGGAGUAACCAAUACACAGGGGACUUUGUUCAGGGUCAGAGGCAUGGACAUGGAACCUUUCACUAUGCUAGUGGUGCUUUCUAUGAAGGAGAAUGGAGGAACAAUAAAAAGCAUGGAAAGGGAAAAUUCAGCCAUAGGGAUGGGCGUGUUUUUGAAGGACAGUUCAUGGAUGAUAAGAUGAUGGCAAAUAUCCUGAAUGGAAACAGAAUGUCCUCUCCUUUCUGUGGUCUUUCUCCCCUGCCAGGCAGUGAUUCAUCUGUCCUAGGACCAGACAUGGUUCUGAACAUUAAUUGUCUUCUGGAUAAAUUCCCAGAGAGAGACCGUGACACUGAACAAGAAAAGGUGGAGCUGAUGGUGCUGAAGCUGGCCUCAGAGCUCAGGUCCAUAUACAGUUACUACAGCAGACUUGGUCAGGCCCAAUCCCCUGAUAACACCUUCCAACUGAGCCGCCUGCAGCUCUGGCGUCUGCUCAAAGACUGUUACAUCCACCAUCAUGGCAUCACGCUGGCUCAGAUAGACCAUCUGAUCAGAGAUACCACUGCAGCUGAGAUACACUCCCCUUUCACUCCCAUUCUUCUGCAUGGGCUCCUAAGCUGUCUUGUGGUUGUUGCCUACCACAUCUAUCACAAAGACAUGAUGUCACAGAAGAACCUUCUAGCUGCCUGCUUUUCCAAACUGAUGGCCGAUAACAUCCUCCCUAAUGCUAAGAAUGUAAAAGGCUUCCUGUUUAGGCAGUCAGACUGUGCAGUGGUUGUUAUGAACUAUGUAAAGAAGUGUAUGGAAAUCUAUCAGACUUACUGCAAAGUGCUUGGAGCCUCAAGUGACGAGCAGUCCAUGACCUGCAGGCACCUGCUGUGGAUGUUCAAGGAUCUCCAUCUGCUGGAUAAUAAGCUGACAGUGGCUAAAUUACUACAGAUCAUCACCUCAGAGAGCAGUGGUCUAGACAACUUUACCUCCUGUGUGAAUGUAGAGAUAACAUUCCUGGAGUUUUUAGAGGUGCUUCUGGGCUCUGCUGAGGUGAAGUGCCGGCAUGUUUCUGAAGGUGUGGAGGAAUCGGAGAGCCAGUCAUUGUUAAGCCCUGACAUGGACAGGAAGGAUCAACAGGAAGCUGCAGAGAAGCUGACAGAAGAAAUAUCUCCAUCAGUCAAUGCUCAAGAGCUGGAGUGUCAACAAGAUGCCAAUGGGGAAGUACAUAAGAAAGCUCAGUCCACAGGAGAGCAUGAGAAUGAGGAAGGAAAAGGAGUGCAAACCAAAGAAGUGGAGGCUAAAGUCUGUGAACAGAAGCUUUGGCUACAGACAGUCCAUCAGUUCUUCAACAACUUUUUCUUCCCGGCUUAUGAACAUGACCAGUUAGUGUCCAAAAAUGUGAAGGAAAAGCUCAAACGGGAGUCCCAUAAAUGAUUACUCUAGCUAAAACCAAGCAGAGAGCCAUGUAGAUUCACUGAAUUCCUUUGGGUUUGAUUGUCUGUUACCAUUAAUAGUUUUGAUAUUAAAGCUAAAUAUUUCAUUAACUUAUUGUUGUUUAAAGUAAUGAUGAAACAUUUUGAGUAUACAUCAUAAUCCUGUUUGUUAAGGUUGAAACAGUUAAAUCUGUCUGAAGAUCUGAUUUAUUGUUUGGAUAAUUCAGCCAAACUUCUCCUACAUAAAAACAACCACUAGAUGGCAUCUUUAUGUAAAGCCCAAAUCAUAGUUUGUUUUGACCUCCCAGUGUUGUGCCCACGAUGUGAAAAGCUGGAUUGUUGCAAAGUUUUUUGUUGCAGGAAGACAAAGUUUUAGGACAGAAAACUAGAAGAAGCAAACCAUUACCCAGGCUUUCCUUGAAUAAAAAGAAGCAAACCCUAAAGCUAAUC